UAAAGCCAUGCCGAUAACCUCGCUGCUUUACUGAUAAACACGCACAAGCAAGCAAGAAGACACAGGCAAAACAAGAGAACAUGGCGACAGACUUUGUCUACGACCUGAACGCCAAACCGCUUUCCUCGCUCGUCCCUCCGUCGACGGCGAUCUCGCUCGCGCGGUCGCUGGUCGCCGAUCUCGACGGGACCUGGACAAAGUGCAAGCUGCACCAGAAGGCGCCGGGGAUAGCGGUGCAGACGUACAGCAGGAAACUGUACGGCGAGAAGUGGUUUGCGCGGAAAUCGGUGCACGACGUGCCCUGGGAGUGGUUCAUGAGCGGGAUUUGCGAGGAUCAUACCAAGAACGAGGUCGAGUAUAUCCACGAGUUUCAGUCGUAUGAGGAGAUUGAUGGCGGGGAGAGUGGAUGGACUGGCAUUGUCUCGCAUUAUAAAAUGGGCGGUCUUCUCUCUGACCGCGAGACCCCAGUCUGGCUAUUUUCCCAGCAACCAGACCUCAACGUGCGCGAAUUCUUUGUAAUCUCGACCCCCGCAGAAUACGAAUGCACCCCCGGUCGCGUCAGGGCUUUGUUCUCCGCUAUCGAGCAUGUGCAGGAGUUGCCGGAUGGGAAGAUUCAGUGGGUCAUGGCUUUGGUGAGCGAUGGAGGCGGGUUGAUACCGAAAUGGGUCCAAGACAUUGCGCUUCCGAAGAUCAUCACGAACGACGUCCCGAGUUUCCUAUCAUGGGCAAAGAAUAAGUACGCGGCCGAGUCAUAACUACUCUAAUAAUGUAAUACUAUAAU
Messenger RNA from Myxozyma melibiosi, 781 nucleotides. RefSeq lists its product as uncharacterized. The transcript has 3 exons. NCBI's taxonomy places the organism in Eukaryota, Fungi, Ascomycota, Lipomycetes, Lipomycetales, Lipomycetaceae. The coding region runs from base 81 to 755 and encodes 224 amino acids. The record is from RefSeq and is a predicted model, not a curated record.